UUGAGAAAUCGUCUGCCGUUCUUCGACCGUCUUCUAUGAAAAAUAGUGUAACUGUUAGUCGUGUAUUAUAAUUAAACCACAACAGAAAAAGUGAAAAGUAUUACCAACCAGCGCACGAAGCCUCAGCGCAGCUUGAGCUAGGCGAGGGUUGUUCGAACGGGAAGAGCUCGCGGCAAAUCAUCCCUCGAAUCAGCUAAGCUUGCCAGCUCUAAGUGUCCACAGAGGCAAACUGUGCUGCGUACUCAACGUACGCGCAAGCAUCUGAUCAUAAUUGAGACCGACGGAGCCGCGGCCAAAAUGUCGGGUGACCAGAAAACCCUCAUCAAGGGAAACCCAUCCCAGUACGUGAAGCUGAACGUUGGCGGAUGUUUGCACUACACGACGAUUGGGACGCUUUGCAAGCAGGAUACGAUGCUCCGUGCUAUGUUCAGUGGCCGUCUGGAGGUGCUUACCGAUUCUGAAGGUUGGAUAUUAAUCGAUCGUUGUGGGUUACAUUUUGGAACUAUACUAAACUUCCUGCGCGACGGCAGUGUGGCGCUUCCGGAAACUACGAAAGCUAUCGCAGAUUUGCUAGCGGAAUCGAAGUACUACUGCAUCGAGGAACUAAUUGAAGCGUGUGAGAAAGUGCUCGCCAAAAAGGAACGCGAAUCGGAACCGAUCUGCCGUGUGCCAUUGAUAACGUCACAGAAGGAGGAACAGUACCUGAUCAGCACCGCCACCAAGCCGGUGGUGAAGCUGCUGAUCAAUCGGCACAACAAUAAGUACUCGUACACAAACACCUCGGACGACAAUCUGCUGAAGAACAUCGAACUGUUCGACAAGCUCUCGUUGCGUUUCAGUGGGCGUGUGUUCUUCAUCAAGGAUGUAAUCGGCUCGAGCGAGAUAUGCUGCUGGUCGUUCUAUGGCAACGGCAAGAAGGUGGCGGAGGUAUGCUGCACCUCGAUCGUGUACGCCACCGACAAGAAGCACACCAAGGUGGAGUUUCCCGAGGCGCGUAUCUUCGAGGAAACGCUGAACAUUUUGCUGUACGAGAACAAAAACGCUCCCGACCAGGAGCUGAUGCAGGCAACGUCACUCCGCGGUGCCGUCGGUGGCAUCAGCUCGUACACGAGCGACGAGGAGGAGGAGCGUACCGGACUGGCCAGGUUACGCUCGAACAAGCAGAACAACCCCACAUGAUUCACGCAUCAGCUCGUGCUGAAGCAGAAGUUGUUGCCAAAGAGGAACUAGCGCCAGAUGCAGCCGGUUUUCCUUCGCGGACUGACUGCGAUGCUCGCGCGUGCAACGUGAUUCCAGUGUGCGUGUGUCAGUGCGAUUUUUAACUUUGUCGAUUUUAUUGCGACGUUAUGCGGUCAAGCCACGGAAUGUGUAAACGAACAAUAAUAGCUAUGCAUGAAAGUUACAAUAAUCUACUAGCAAGAAUUAUUCGACAAAACAUUCAUUCGAAAGUGUUCCCCACAUAUUCCGGUAAUUUACCGUUCUACCGUGUAGCGUGUGAUCGGAUAGUGGAAAGGGAUUUCAAGAUAAGCCUACCGGUACCAGAUGGAGCUGAUGGAAACUACCACUAGAAUCGCCAAUAAUCGAUAAGGAGCGCGCGGUCCCAUACAUUGCCGUACUUCACGAACGAGUCCCCUGUUCAAUGAAUAUGUACUUCUUCAUAAUAUAGAUGUUUUUACCUUUAUAUCUCUAUAUCUGUCUAAGGCUAUGCAGGGAUUAUGGGUCGGUGGAAUUCAAUAGCUUCGCGUAUGGGUUCCAACGGCAAUGAACAUUGCUCCUCUUCCCACCAAGGACUGAAUGCGUAGGCGAGCAGUUGAUCAAUAAAUAGGUAACAAUAAUUCAGUAGGAUACUGGUUGAACAUUGCAAUCGGAUCUAAAUAUAGUCAAAACUAAAUAAACUAUGUA
Molecule: messenger RNA, 1902 nt
Organism: Anopheles coustani
Lineage: Eukaryota; Metazoa; Arthropoda; Insecta; Diptera; Culicidae
Product: BTB/POZ domain-containing adapter for CUL3-mediated RhoA degradation protein 3
Exons: 2
Coding region: 298-1179 (293 amino acids)
Biological process (GO): protein homooligomerization
Molecular function (GO): protein binding
Source: RefSeq, a predicted model, not a curated record